UUGCAUGAAAAUUGAAGGUGAUUGGUAAGCAGCGUGUAGUUUCCAUUACACUUGUAUGCUUUUAUCAGCCCUCCACCCCAUCACCCCUUUCUCUCUCAUUCUUUGAACAGUAGCCAUCUCUAAUUUCUUUUGCUUGAAAUUGUGCCGACAUGGCUCCUAACAAAUGGGGUUUCUCAGCCUCUCUCUUCAACUAACAAAUUACUCCUCAACCUGCUCUGAAUUAAAUAUUGAUACUUUUCUGGGAUCACUUUGAGAGUUUAGAAUGGCCAUGCAAACUCUGCAUGUGAAAGAACAUGAUGGGAUUGUUCAUAAUCCCAUGGGGCAGUUGGCACCAGUACCGUCACAGCCUUGGUGGAGUGCGCUUGGAUCUCAGUCAUCCAUUUAUGGAGAAUCUUGUGGGCAAUUGAAGAAUUUGUUGAUGGAACAUCCCUCUAAUGGAGAUCAUCUCACUUGUACUAAACAAGCUGGGAGAGUCACUGAACAAGGACUGAACAAAGGGAAUCCUGCUCACUUCACUAUAUUCCCUGGUGAUGGCAAAUGUUCAGGGGAUGGACAAAAAUCUCCGACCGUCAUAUCUCUGCAAUCAGUUCCAUCAGAACAGCAUUCUCGCUUUGAACUAGGAUGUGGUCAGCCGCCCAUGGUCUGUGCAAAAUAUCCUUACAUGGAUCAAUGCUAUGGAGUUUUCUCAACUUAUGGACCUCCAGUUUCGGGUCGUGUUAUGCUGCCAUUAAACAUAGCAUCAGAGGAUGGACCGAUAUAUGUAAAUGCCAAGCAGUACAAUGGAAUCCUUAGGCGUCGGCAAUCUCGUGCAAAGGCUGUUCUAGAGAAUAAACUCACUAAAGCUCGAAAGCCAUAUAUGCAUUACUCUCGCCAUCUGCACGCUAUGCGUCGGCCGAGGGGAUGUGGUGGCCGUUUCUUGAAUACGAAAACCGGAAAAGAUGAAAAGGAGACGAAGAAAUAUGUUGAAGGAAAAGAUCUUCACAUAACAGGUUCACAAAACUCUGAAGUCCUGCAAUCCGACAGUGGAACCUUGAACUCAUCCAAGGAAGCCAUUGGAGGUGGCUUAACACUUUCAGGUUCAGAAGUGACUAGCAUGUACUCCAGGGAAGAACUUGAGCAUAAUUUCCCAAUCAAUCAUCUUGGACUGUCGUUUCAUUCAUUCCCAGUGAUGAUGGAAAAUGGGAGUGGCUCAGUCAUGCCCAACAGGUGGGUUGCACCAGCAGAUCACUGUUUGCAACCUAUACCAAGGGAUUAGAGGGUUUGGGUUGAACCAAACCCACUUUUCUAUGCAGCAACCGAAUCGAUCUGCAACAGGUUUUGGUUGCUAGGCAAAUCAUUCUUGGCUCAUCUUAGUUAAAGCUCUUCUUUACCUUGGAGUGGUGUGGAAGAUGCUGAAAACCUUAAUAUAAGUAAAUGUUGGAUCAGACUGAUCCAAUACAAACUCUGAAACUUAUUUGCUUGUAAUCCUAAAUAUGUAGCUUGUUGUGUUCUUGAAAUUGUGCUAUGUCCAAUUCUCCAUGUAUGUUAUCCUUGUGAAAUAAUGAACUAAUGUAUUAUAAAA
Molecule: messenger RNA, 1561 nt
Organism: Gossypium raimondii (Peruvian cotton)
Lineage: Eukaryota; Viridiplantae; Streptophyta; Magnoliopsida; Malvales; Malvaceae
Product: nuclear transcription factor Y subunit A-10
Exons: 6
Coding region: 263-1255 (330 amino acids)
Biological process (GO): regulation of transcription by RNA polymerase II
Molecular function (GO): RNA polymerase II cis-regulatory region sequence-specific DNA binding; DNA-binding transcription factor activity, RNA polymerase II-specific
Source: RefSeq, a predicted model, not a curated record